AUGGCCCCGCCGCGGAAGAAGAAAUCCCGACAGCCCGCUCCUACCAACAUACUCGCCCUCGGCGACGACCUCCUGCGCGAGGUGUUCCUCCGCCUCCCCUCCCUCCCGAGCCUCAUCCGCGCCGCUCUCGCCUGCCCCGCCUUCCUCCGCGCCGUCCGUUCGUCCCCCGCCUUCCGCCGCCGCUUCCGCGACCUCCACUCGCCCACCAUCCUCGGCGCAUUCCUCGUCGACGACGACGACACCCCCAUGUCCACCUUCGCGCCCCUCCGCCUCCGCGACCGCCGCUCCGACCCGGACCACGCCGCCGCCCUCCGUGGCCUCGAUGCCUUCCUUACCCGUCUUCCCCAUGCUAUCGGUGUCAAAAAGCACGACGGCGAGGUCGCUCAAGACGAAGACGAAGAAGAUGUCGAAGACGAGGACGGCCCCGUGGCCGAGUGGUCAAUGUCUGCGUGCUGCGAUGGGUACGUCCUUCUCGUCACGCCGCAAUGGAACACCAAGAAGGUGGCCGUCUACGAUCCCCUCACAGGCGCCCUGCAUCUCUUCCCCGGCCCGCCCCAUGAGGUGUUCGGCGGACAAUCAGAAUACACUGCUGAGUUCCACGUGAUCCCCUCCGAAGCGGACGACCGGUCGUUUCGCCUGCUCUGCGUCCCCAAGAAACACUGGGGAAAGCAGAUCGCCGUCUUGUCACCGGACACCAGGGAGUGGCAGAUUGCCACAACACCGUGGAGCCUCCGUGAUGCUGGCAAUGUAGAGCUAGUGAGGAAUGGCCUUGUUUAUUGGGCAUCUUCAGACCAAGACUAUAUCCCUGUACUAAACGCUGCAACAAUGCAGUUCUCUCAAAUUGACAUGCCGACUAAGAUUUCUGCUAGCUUAGGUGAGACCAACGAUGGGAAGCUCUGCUUGGUUCGCGUGUAUGGCCUUCUGAUUGAUGUUUGGGUCCCAAGAGCCGGCGAUGACGGCGUCGAUAAAUCGAUGCAGAACACGAAGAUUGAUGUUUGGGUCCCAAGAGCCGGCGAAGACGACGUCGAUAAAUCGAUGCAGAACACAACAUUUGAUAUGGUGGAUGCGAUUGGUCAUCUCGCUCUAAACAUCAUGGAUGAAUGUCCUUCGCUCAACGUCGUGGCUAUUAGGGGCGGCAUUGUGUAUCUCACAAUUCACCAGUUCGAGCCUCCUAGCUGGCUUCUGUCCUUCUGCAUUGAAACAGGUGAGCUGCAGAAGCUCUGCCGGAUCACUAGAUCCGAGUUCUACUAUCCCUACACCAUGGCCUGGCCACCCGCUUUGGUAGGCAACAAGGCAACCGGUUUAUCCAGUUAAAGUCUGAUUGAGCUGCCCGCAACUAUUAAGGCCAGAAUGAGAAGCAUAUGUUCCAUUCAACUGCAGAAGUUCUUUCAAACUACAUAUCUUGGCUGGUUAGAAAUCGGAAUUGCAAGUUUACUGUAGGUGCUACAGCAUGCUGUUCUUUGUUGAUCCACAAGGAGAAUCUGAACUAUCUUCAGCUAUAACUUGUAUCUGUUUGUGAAACUUCCUUAGAACUGUCAAGCGGCAAGCAACUAUGUAAUGAUACCAUGAUGUAAUGAAACAACGGAUGAUGAUGCUGAAGCUCUUUACUUCCGUC
Messenger RNA from Lolium rigidum, 1615 nucleotides. RefSeq lists its product as uncharacterized. Lineage: Eukaryota; Viridiplantae; Streptophyta; Magnoliopsida; Poales; Poaceae. The transcript has 2 exons. Gene Ontology annotation, molecular function: protein binding. The record is from RefSeq and is a predicted model, not a curated record. Bases 1 to 1314 code for a protein of 437 amino acids.